Messenger RNA from Hylaeus volcanicus, 1402 nucleotides. RefSeq lists its product as uncharacterized. The record is from RefSeq and is a predicted model, not a curated record. Lineage: Eukaryota; Metazoa; Arthropoda; Insecta; Hymenoptera; Colletidae. Bases 160 to 1170 code for a protein of 336 amino acids. Gene Ontology annotation, molecular function: GTPase activator activity. The transcript has 13 exons.
CAUUAAUUCACAUAUUGAACAGUGGUAAUCUGUAUUAUUUCAAAAGGUUUUUUCCGUUAGGGAACAACUUUUUCUAAAAGUCGGGAGUUCUGAUAGUACAGAAACUCUUUGUGAGAGUCUUGUUAAAACGUUUGCAAAAAAUAUACCACUUUCUUCUAAAUGAAGCACCAGGAAAAAAUACUUUUUCCUUCUACAAAAAAAAAUUCCCUACAGAAAUUGUAUCAAUUUAAAAAACUACCAAUACAAAAUAAAAGAUGUGCUAAUUGUGGAGAUUUCGGACCAACAUUUAUUUGUGUCAAUUUUGGAACAUUUGUAUGUACAAUUUGUGCUGGAAUCCAUCGUGAGCUUCUUCAUCGGGUAAAAUCCAUCGAAUUAUCUGAAUGGACAAACGACGAAAUUGAAUUUAUUCUUUCUCAUGGCAAUCUCAAAGAUCAAUGUUAUUAUCUUGCUAAACUCUCAGAAUCUGAAAAAAUUUAUCAACAUCACCAGUUUGAUUCUUUAAAGCUUUGGAUAAAAGACAAAUAUAUUCACAAAAAUCUGCUCAGAUGGUGCCUUCCCGAUGACUCGAAUAAGAAAACACCACAGGAAACAACUAUGACUUCUCAAAAUUCGGGUCCUUUAAUACAGUUGGACAGCACAGCGAUGGCUAAAGAUUCUCCUAUCUUCAAAAGUUUAGUGCCAGAAACACCCACCGUAUUUUUUUUCGAUUUUCCUGAUUCAACUCCUAAUAAAGUGAAGAAUAUAGUUCCUUUGUCUUUCAGAGAUAAAAAAAAUAACAACUUUGAUAAAAAUAUUAAACAAGAGGCCAACUAUGAUCAGAAAAACUCACUCGAGUCUGGUUCCACAAGUGAACGUCAACAGAAGGACACAAAUCUGUGCGACUGGGCCACACAAUUACACUUUGACAUAGUGGAAACGAAGCACAUAAAUACACAUGCUUCAGUCCCAGCUACUUCGUUUCUACUUGACGGAGAUAAUACUUUGUUACCUACCGAUAUUCCCUCAUCAGUCUCUUCUACUAAGACACUGAUAAGCACAAUGCGCUCUCAGGACACAUGCCUUGAGACGCAAGCUGAGUAUUUAACGACAGAUGGUUUCUCUAAAAAUUCAUUUAACGUGAAACAAGUAACACGUAUAGUUUUUUUUUCUUUUUGUGUGCACUAUACAUAAAACUCAAGGUUUCACCCUGUUGCGAUUAUCUUUUCGAUACGCUGCCAUGACCAUAGGAAAACCAACCUUUACGAUUCCUUAGGAAAUCAUCUGUUUACAUUCUUGCUGCCAUGAAAAAGUUAUUUCAAUUACAUAUAAAGUUAAUUGCUACUGUUUUUAGUGGGAAAAAAAAAAUAGUUUUAUAAACUAAUUAAAUUGAAAAUGGCACGGAAAUAUUUCGUUUUGUUAAAUA